Messenger RNA from Dendrobium catenatum, 3231 nucleotides. RefSeq names its product potassium channel AKT1-like. The transcript is spliced from 11 exons. The record is from RefSeq and is a predicted model, not a curated record. Bases 386 to 3133 code for a protein of 915 amino acids. Gene Ontology annotation, molecular function: voltage-gated potassium channel activity; protein binding. Gene Ontology annotation, biological process: potassium ion transport; transmembrane transport. Lineage: Eukaryota; Viridiplantae; Streptophyta; Magnoliopsida; Asparagales; Orchidaceae. Gene Ontology annotation, cellular component: membrane.
ACGCCGCCCGAAGCUGGCUGUCUAUAAAUAUAAGAAGUUCGACAACUCGUGAUCGGAGCGGACAGAGCAGCGGGAGAGAGGCACCAGGAUUUGGUCAUUGGACUUGCCAUGGAGCGAUUGGCCAAUUCACCAUCUCUCUAGGGUUUCAAUUUCAAGAAGACAAGGUCGCUGCCGUCAAUAACAAGGGAGAAACACAGGCACAGGGAAAUGUUCUAAAUCUAAAGCACGCUCUAAUUACAAGUAAGCGUUGGGUUUUCAAUCGAUCUGGAGCAUCUGGGGUUCCUUUGGCAAUGGCUGGAAUGAUAAAAAAGCGUUUCUUAGAAGCUCCGGUUUAUUUUUUCUACAUUUUUUAGUUGAAAGAAGAUUGUAUUAGAAGGGAGAGGAGAUGGAGUUUGCGAGGAUAGGGGGUUUUAAUGUACAGAAGAUGUGUGGGCGCCGAGCGGAGGUGCUCUCCAGGGAUGGAAGCCAUUACAGCGCCACGAGCAACAUACUUCCGGCGCUUGGGUCUAGGGGGAACCGCAGACUAAAGCUCAGGCCAUUCAUUCUAUCUCCCUAUGACAAAAGAUACCGGGCCUGGGAGACUUUUCUGAUUGUUUUGGUGGCCUAUAGUGCUUGGGUAUCUCCAUUUGAGUUUGGUUUCCUCACAAAGACAGCAGGUCCCUUGUCUAUUGUCGAUAAUAUCGUCAAUGGAUUCUUUGCGAUUGAUAUUAUCUUGACUUUCUUUGUAGCCUACCUUGAAAAAACAACUUAUCUUCUUGUUGACAAUCCCAUUAAGAUUGCACGGAAGUACUUGAUAAGUUGGUUUGUUCUGGAUGUUGUUUCUACCAUCCCUUCAGAAUUUGCUCGUAAGAUGCUUCCAAAAAAGCUCCAGUCGUAUGGUUUCUUUAACAUGCUUCGGCUUUGGCGACUUCGAAGAGUUAGUUCCCUGUUUGCUCGUUUGGAGAAGGACAGACACUUCAACUACUUUUGGGUCCGCUGUAUAAAGCUCAUUUGUGUCACCCUUUUUGCUGUCCAUUGUGCUGGAUGCUUCUAUUAUCUUCUCGCAGCCAGGUAUCCCGACCCGAGAUUGACUUGGAUUGGUGCUACUAUGCCAAAUUUUCAUGAAAAAAGCUUGUGGAUCCGGUAUGUAACAUCAAUGUACUGGUCAAUCACUACUCUUACAACUGUGGGAUAUGGAGAUCUGCAUGCUCAAAAUACUAGGGAGAUGGUCUUUGAUAUCCUAUACAUGCUCUUCAACCUUGGGCUGACAGCAUAUCUAAUUGGAAAUAUGACUAAUUUGGUUGUUCAUGGCACCAGCAGAACUAGGAAGUUCAGGGACACAAUUCAAGCGGCCUCUGGGUUUGCACAGAGAAACCAGCUUCCAUUGCGCCUUCAAGAGCAAAUGGUCGCACACCUAUGCCUGAAGUAUAGGACAGAUUCAGAGGGACUACAACAACAGGAGACUCUUGAUGUACUCCCAAAAGCCAUCCGAUCCAGCAUUUCUCAUUAUCUUUUCUAUAAUCUUGUCCAGAAGGUCUAUUUAUUCCAAGGGGUUUCAAAUGACUUGCUUUUCCAACUGGUGUCAGAGAUGAAGGCUGAAUAUUUCCCCCCAAGGGAGGAUGUGAUCCUACAGAAUGAAGCACCAUCUGAUUUUUACAUAUUGGUUACUGGUACUGUUGACCUUAUAGAUCACAAGGGUGGAAUUGAACAGGUUGUUAGAGAGGCAAAGACAGGCCAAUUGUUUGGAGAGAUUGGAGUACUUUGCUACAGGCCUCAGUUAUUCACAGUUCGAACCAAAAAGUUGUGCCAGUUGUUGCGGUUGAACCGCACUUCAUUCCUUAGCAUUGUGCAGGCAAAUGUUGGAGACGGGACUAUAAUAAUGAACAAUCUACUUCAGCAUUUGAAAGAGCAGAAAGACCCCAUUAUGGAGGCAGUUUUGAGAGAGACUGAGAACACCCUAGCUCGGGGAAGAAUGGACUUGCCUCUCUCUCUUUGUUUUGCUGUCAUCAGAGGAGAUGAUCUGUUGUUGCAUCAACUUCUUAAGCGUGGUUUAGAUCCAUGUGAAUCUGACAGCAAUGGUCACACUGCUUUGCACCUGGCAGCCUCAAAAGGAAGUGUGAAUUGCGUACUUCUCCUGCUAGAUUAUGGCGCAGAUCCCAAUUCUCGAGAUUCAAUAGGAAGUGUUCCUUUAUGGGAAGCAGUUCUCGGCAAGCAUGAACCUGUAAUAAGGCUCCUGAUAGACAAUGGUGCAGACCUCUCCCAUGGUGACAUGGCUCAGUAUGCAUGCACAGCAGCAGAACAGAACAGCAUAGAACUGCUCAAGGACAUAGUCAAUUACGGUGGUGAUGUGACGCUUACAAGAAACGAUGGGAGCACAGCUCUUCACCUUGCAGUUUGUGAAGGAAACUUUGAAAUGGUCAAGUUCUUGCUUGAGCAAGGAGCUGACAUUGACAAGCAGGACAUUCAUGGCUGGAGCCCAUGCGGAUUAGCUGAACAACAGGGCCAUCAAGAGAUAAUCUCGCUCUUUUUGACAAACAAAACCUCUCAGGAUGAGAGCUCUUGUAGUGAUCAGAAGAAGGAUGACAGCCCUGUAAUUCUAACUCUUGGAAGAUUCAGGAGUGAGACCUCCACAGCAAUCCGAUCUCUCGGAAGAUUCAGGAGUGAGCCCGUAAUGGUGCAAGGUUCACAAGAAGUUAUCCCUCCCACUGGCGAGGGGGCUUCAAAGAGAGGUCAACAGAAGCUGAAUUUGAAUAACUUUUCCAACUCUCUCUUUGGUAUCAUGUCCUCAGCUGCUCAAGCUGAUAGGAGUAGUAGUCCUUUACUCUCUUCUAGAUCAACUACUUUAAAGCCUGGUUUUGGAUAUUAUCCUGGUCAUCAUCAACAACACCAACUUGGUAACCAUCAUCAUCAUCAUUCUCUCCGCAGGAUUACAAUAAGCUGUCCUGAGAAGCGAGAUUCCAGUAGUAAGCUGGUGCUUCUCCCAAAAUCUAUUGAGGAGCUUCUCUCUCUCGGCUAUAAGAAAUUUGGUUUCCAAGCUGCCAGAGUUGUUACGAAGGAUGGGGCUGAAAUCGAUGAUGUGCAGAUCAUACGUGACGGUGAUCAUCUUCUUCUGGUGAGUAAUUUGUGGGGAGGGAGAAAUAGCAGCAUUUCAUAAUGUGAGAUAGAUUUUUUUUUUUGUUUAAAUGUUUAUGCUAUGAAGAAGAGAUGAAAGUCUUGUUUUAAAGAGUUUCAGUUCAGUUCCCAUCUUUAAAA